CUUAAAUUCAACUCCACCUUGCAAGAGAACUUUGAGUUCUAAGCACGUCCCUUCCUCUUGUCGACUACGCUCGCUAUAGCUAUGCCUACUUGUUCAAGUUUCAAAAAGUGGUGGAAGCGUGUCACUGGCCGUCGCGGCGUAGAGAACUCGGCAAAGUCCAAGGCGAUACAGGAUGCCUACCCAGGACCCGGCGCAGUCACCUCGCCGACGUCAUUGCGAGCGAGUGUAGAGCUCCAGCCUUCGGAGCGUGCCGCUCCUUCAACCUCCUCAACGCCGAUACAACGAGCGACAACAGAUACCCUAUCUUCUGUACCUCCGGCGUCCGCCACCCUACAACAGCCAGACACAAAAGGUUCUCUAUGGGAUGAAGCCCUAGAGCAACUACGACAGACUGUGGAAGACCAAGAUAUCAAAGCCGCUGUGGAGGAGAUCGCCAAGAUUCGGACCAGUAACGUUGAAACAUCUGAUAGCAAGUCUACUGUCAAAGAUCAAGCCAGGGCCAUUAAGCAGGAAAUAGAGCGGGAAACUAAGAGCCGGCGGCACGACAGCUUUCUUACAAAUACUGUCUUUGUACUAAAUAGGUUUGUCGCAGUAGGCGAUGUCGCCGUCAGCUUCGAUCCUGUCCAUGCUGCUCUCCCAUGGGCGGCCGUCCGCUUUGUCCUCAUGACCUUGACCGCUGGAAACGAGCUGAAGAGCCGACUCCUCAACGGGAUAGCUAGCGUUACUUCACUAGUCCUGCAAUGUCAUACGUAUCAGCAUUUAUAUAUAGCGCCUGAACCCAAACUUCAGCCCCCUAAGGACACCCUGAGUGCCCUAGAGGCAUCCAUAGUUCAGGCUUACGCCAGGUCGCUACUAUUUCUCAGCUUCGCGAUAAAACAUAAGCGAAGCCGCAGUAGAAUAGUCGAUACUCCUUUCCGACUUGGCGAUACGGACGAGCAUGUAAAGGGUAUUAUCGAAAGUGGAGACCAACUCGCCCGAGCAGCUGAUAAUUGCGAGAAGCACUGCAAUCAUCAGAAUCGGGCUACGGUCAAAGAACUCCUCGGAUUCGCCGCAGAGCUGCGUCGAGUGGCUCAUGAUCAGAAGGCCUUUGUCAACCAAAUUAGCUACAAGGUAGACCAAAUUGAACAAAAUCUACAUGAUAACGACCACAAGACAGUACUCAACAAAAUCCCGGCCAUCGUAGGAGCGGCCUUCGACUCUCACGCUGAAGAACACAACUCAACCUGCCUCCAAGACACCCGAGUCGACCUUCUUCGCCAGAUAUCGGAAUGGGCUCAUGACCCUGGCGCCCGAGCCGUCUACUGGCUUAACGGCGCUCCUGGUACCGGAAAGUCCACCAUCUCCCGCACGGUAGCACGAUCUUUUGCCAAGUCGGGCCAUUUAGGCGCUAGCUUCUUCUUCAAGCGGGGCGAGGCCGACCGAAGCAGCUUGUCCAAGUUCUUUGCUACAAUCGCCGCCCAGUUGUUCAAGAAGUAUCCCGCCGUCGCGCCGUACAUGAAAGAUGCUAUCGAGACCGAUCCCGAUAUCUUCGGAAAGGCGAUACCAGAGCAGUUCGAGAAGCUCAUCCUAGAGCCUCUGUCAAAGACUUCCCCAGGUGCACACGCCGUUACAACGCUCGUUAUUGUCGUUGAUGCCCUAGAUGAGUGCGAGCAGGACAAAGAUAUCGAACUUAUUGUUACCCUCUUUUCCCGCGCUAAGACCCUGCAUUCUCCGCGGUUAAGGAUAUUCGUUACUAGCAGACCCGAGCUGCCUGUUCGCCUAGGAUUUCAGGCUAUUUCAGAUUCGUACCAUAAUCUGGUUCUUCAUGAAAUACCUAAGGGUGACGUGGAGAACGACUUAACUGUAUUUCUUAAACGCGAGGUCACGAGAAUCAGAAACAAGUACAAUAAUUCCGUAUACGAAUACCGACGCCUGAAGAUGGACUGGCCGGAACAAAGGGACAUCCAGGAGCUAGUGAAAAUGGCGAGUCCCCUCUUCAUCUAUGCCGCUACCGUCUGCCGCAUCCUUGAGGAUCAUAAAUGCGGCGAUCCCGAUGAACAACUCCAAAAGGUCCUCCUACCUGAUGGCAUGAGAAGUCAAGGGUCCCAACUCCACGAGUUAUAUAUGUUUGUUCUUCAACAACAGCUUCCCGACCAGGACAAGAAAAAAGAAAGGGUCAAGUUCUUAAACGACUUUCGAGAUAUUAUUGGGUCAAUUGUUGUUCUUGAGAGUCCCCUCUGCAUCUAUACUCUAGAGCAGCUACUCGGUAUCCCUAGCAGAACCAUCGGUAACAGACUUGACUUGUUUCAUUCAGUUCUAAGCGUCCCGGAUUCACCUGAAUUGCCUGUCCGGCUGCUACAUCUGUCUUUCCGAGAUUUCUUAGUGGAUUCUGAAAAUCAGAAGAGCCCAUUUUGGGUAGACGAGAAAGCGGCCCACGCGCGUCUGGCUGCACAUUGCCUACGUGUGAUGAAUAUGCGCCUCCGCUCCGACAUUUGUGGACUGAAACAGCCAGGCACAUCUCGCUUAACUAUUAAUUCCUGUGAGGUAGACAAAAGUCUAUCAGCGGAGGUCCAGUAUGCUUGUCGAUACUGGGUAUACCACGUAGCGCAAGCAGGCAGACGUAUUAGCGAUAGCGACGAAGUCCACACUUUUCUUACACGCCAUCUCUUACACUGGAUCGAAGCUUUAAGUCUAGUAGGGAAAGCUUCGGAAAGCCUCUAUAGUAUUAGAAAUCUUCAGUCACUUUUUAUAGCCGAAGCUAGUACGGAGUUAUCUAGAUUCCUCGACGAUACUAUACGCUUUAUUCUAGCUAAUUUGUGGCUAAUUCAAUCUUAUCCACUUCAAAUGUACUCGUCCGCACUUGUCUUUUUGCCGGAGACGAGCAUCCUGCGAAACAAGUUUAAGAGCGCUAUUCCUAGCUGGAUAUCACUUACCCCAAAGACUGAGACCAACUGGAACCCAUGCCGGCAGACGCUCGAGGGCCACAGCGGCUGGGUCCAUGCCGUGGCCUUCUCGCCCGACUCGAAGCUGGUCGCGUCGGCCUCUGGCGACGAGACGGUCCGGAUCUGGUCGGCCGACACGGGCGAGGUCCAGCAGACGCUCGAGGGCCACAGCGGCUGGGUCCAUGCCGUGGCCUUCUCGCCCGACUCGAAGCUGGUCGCGUCGGCCUCUCACGACGAGACGGUCCGGAUCUGGUCGGCCGACACGGGCGAGGUCCAGCAGACGCUCGAGGGCCACAGCGGCUGGGUCCAUGCCGUGGCCUUCUCGCCCGACUCGAAGCUGGUCGCGUCGGCCUCUGGCGACAAGACGGUCCGGAUCUGGUCGGCCGACACGGGCGAGGUCCAGCAGACGCUCGAGGGCCACAGCAGCGGGGUCCAUGCCGUGGCCUUCUCGCCCGACUCGAAGCUGGUCGCGUCGGCCUCUGACGACAAGACGGUCCGGAUCUGGUCGGCCGACACGGGCGAGGUCCAGCAGACGCUCGAGGGCCACAGCGGCGGGGUCCAUGCCGUGGCCUUCUCGCCCGACUCGAAGCUGGUCGCGUCGGCCUCUGGCGACGAGACGGUCCGGAUCUGGUCGGCCGACACGGGCAAUUGCGUGCAAGCAACUACUACCGGUUACGUCGUCUCUAGCAUAUCAUUUCAUCCUAGAGGUUCGCAUCUUCUUACCAACACUGGGAUUAUCACUAUAAAUCCGCUAGAUAAACCAGGAGCAGCUAUAAAUGCAUCUAGUCCUCUACCUUUCGCGAUACCUGGUCAGUCUCUAGCAGGUCUAAGUAGUAAUAGUCGAUUUGGGAUUGGUAUUAGUCCAGAAAAGAACUGGAUUACGUUGCAUGGGAAUAACUUGCUCUGGCUCCCGGCGGAAUUUCGACCAUGUCGUUCGGCUGUGUCUGGCUCGAAUGUAGUGAUCGGCUGUGCUUCAGGACGAGUUAUAAUCAUGGGAUUCUCCGAGAAUAAUUAAGCUGGUAAACCUGAAGGGAAAUCAAAUUUAAUAGUUAAAUCGUUCUACAAUCAGUCAUAACUUUAUUUUAAUAACUUUGCAAAAGAGGGUUCUAGGGGUCGGGUUGAAUUUAUAGCUUGAGUUCUAAUUGCGAGAAGGUUCGAGAUUCUUCUACACCUACCGUCACCGAGCCAUUGACAGUCGUCACGCUUUUGGGGGUGGUGUUUUCCGGAUAUUAGAU
This is a messenger RNA of Pseudomassariella vexata, 4156 nucleotides long. RefSeq lists its product as uncharacterized. Gene Ontology annotation, cellular component: nucleus; transcription repressor complex. The transcript is spliced from 5 exons. Gene Ontology annotation, biological process: negative regulation of transcription by RNA polymerase II. The coding region runs from base 82 to 3936 and encodes 1284 amino acids. The record is from RefSeq and is a predicted model, not a curated record. Gene Ontology annotation, molecular function: protein binding. NCBI's taxonomy places the organism in Eukaryota, Fungi, Ascomycota, Sordariomycetes, Amphisphaeriales, Pseudomassariaceae.